Molecule: messenger RNA, 1717 nt
Organism: Helianthus annuus (common sunflower)
Lineage: Eukaryota; Viridiplantae; Streptophyta; Magnoliopsida; Asterales; Asteraceae
Product: zinc finger protein CONSTANS-LIKE 16
Exons: 2
Coding region: 234-1529 (431 amino acids)
Biological process (GO): regulation of DNA-templated transcription
Cellular component (GO): nucleus
Molecular function (GO): zinc ion binding; protein binding
Source: RefSeq, a predicted model, not a curated record
GAGCUUGGGUAAUCACAAACCGUGACUUUUGGGGACCAACACAACAAUAAUUCUAAUGACCAGUGGUCUGGUAUAUAUUUGCAAUGCCACAAAGCCCAUGCACCACACUAUGACAUUUUACUAUUUUAGUACUCAUAAGUCAAAUCAAGCUCUAUAACUUCUCUUACUUUUUUUUCAUUCUUUGUUCAUUUUGCUCUCUUUUUGGUUCAACUCCUUUGCAAGAUCAAACCCUCAUGAUUGAGGGAAAGAAACCCGCGAAUUCUGUUGGUGGCAAAAUGGUAAGGGCAUGUGACCGUUGCGUAAGAAAGCAGGCUCGAUGGUAUUGUGCUGCUGACGACGCUUUCCUUUGUCAAAGUUGUGAUGCCUCCAUACACGGGGCUAACCAUUUCGGUGGUCAGCAUGAGAGGGUCCUUCUCCAGACUGGACCCUCUAAACCUUUUGGUUCAGGUGAACCUGAACCAACCUGGCACCAGGGGUUCACUCGUCGUGCGCGCACUCCACGAAAACGGGCUAAAUCCUCUUUCAAGGUAGAAGGAAAGAAGACCACAAUAAACUCUUCAGUUUCUUUAGUUCCUGAGAUAGGUAGUUCAGAUGCAUCAUUGCUCGAUGAUGAUGAAGAAGUAGAACAACAACAACGUCUUUUGUAUUGUGUUCCGGUCUUUGAUGCUUUUGAAACUGAAUUAUGCAAUGAAUCUAAUGAAAUAGGUAGGAGCUUGCCUUUUAUGGUGGAUAACAACCAAGAAGAUCAAACAUGUCAUUUGGAUGAUCUUCAUGGGUUUGGUCAUCCAACAGAUGAUAAUUUGGAGCUCAUGGAAUUUGCUGCCGAUGUUGAAAGCUUCUUAGGAAAGGAGUUUGAUAAUACAUCAUGUAAGAUUGAAGAUUUGGGGUUAACUAACAACUAUAAAGAAGAAGAUGAUACUAAAAAUAUAGAAACUUGCUUUGAUGAAAAUAAAGUGAAAGUUGAAGAUAAAGAAGUGGAAGAAAUUUUAGGUUUUGAUUUUGAUGCAACUAGGGAAACACUAGAUUGGGACUUUGAUUAUGAGUCCACAAUGAUGAUCAAAGAAGAGGAGAUGAAAGUGGUGGCAGGUAUCGAGAGGGAGCAUACAAUGACGGUGUUAAGCGAUCAAUGUAAUGAAAAGAAGGUGAGAACAUCAAGCAUGAUUUUGCGGAUAAAUUAUGAAGAUGUGAUCAAUACUUGGGGUGACCAAGGCUCUCCUUGGACAAACGGAAUCCGCCCAGAACUCAACUCGGAUGGUUACUGGCCUGAUUUCAUGGGGUCGCAAUGUGCGUGGAAUACCAAUCCGUCAUAUGGAGGUGUUGGGAGAUGUGGUGGAGGAAGAGAAGCAAGAGUCUCAAGGUAUAGAGAGAAAAGAAGAUCACGCUUAUUUUCGAAGAAGAUAAGGUAUGAAGUGAGAAAACUAAAUGCAGAGAAAAGGCCAAGAAUGAAAGGGAGAUUUGUGAAAAGAGGGACCUUUGAAGAACCUCCUUCAACUUCUUGUUUCCCAACUUAUCUUAUCAAGACCAACUAGUACUAAAUCCAUCAACAAACAAACUUUGUUCAGUAAUUUGUUGCAUACUUUUGGACAACCAACUUCCUGAUUUUGCUUCUUUGUAUUUUCAUCUGAUGUAUAUGAUAAUAAUGACGCACAUAUAGUUGCAAUUUGAGUUGCAUGCACUUUAUUACUUUAAUGAAAAUCCAAUCAAACUUGAUGCUCCU